CUAGUGGAAGUGUUAAAGACGUCUUUGUUGGAGCCAGAAAUGGACAAUACAGGCUUUUAAAAAUAAUCAUUGACAAUGAGCAGCUUGUUGUGGGAUCCUCUAGACGGCCAGUUGGAUCAUGGGAAAAGGAUUAUGAUUCCUUUGUCCUUCCCCUUCUUGAAGACAAGCAACCAUGUUACAUAUUAUACAGAUUAGACUCUCAGAAUGCUCAAGGAUAUGAAUGGAUCUUCAUUGCAUGGUCACCUGAUUACUCUCCUGUUCGUCAAAAAAUGUUAUAUGCAGCAACCCGAGCAACACUUAAGAAGGAAUUUGGAGGUGGCCAUAUUAAGGAUGAAGUAUUUGGAACAGUACAGGAUGAUGUUUCACUGAGUGGUUAUAAAAAAUAUUUGAUAUCACAGUCCUCCCCUGCACCUCUGACUGCAGCAGAAGAGGAGCUUCGACAAAUUAAGAUUAACGAGGUACAGGCAGAUGUUGGUGUAGAUACCAAGCAUCAGACAUUGCAAGGAGUAGCAUUCCCCAUUGCUAAAGAAGCCAUUCAGGCCUUGGAGAAAUUGAAGCAUAGGAAACUCAAUUAUGUACAACUGCAAAUUGAUAUGAAAAAUGAAACUAUUAUUUUGGCCAACACACUUGAUACUGAACUUAAGGACUUGCCAAAAAGAAUUCCAAAGGAUGCUGCACGUUACCACUUUUUCCUGUAUAAGCACACCCAUGAAGGAGACUAUUUGGAAUCAAUAGUUUUCAUCUACUCUAUGCCAGGGUAUACCUGUAGUAUACGAGAACGAAUGCUCUACUCUAGUUGUAAAAGUCCACUGUUAGAAAUCGUAGAGAGUCAGUUGUGGAUGCAGAUAAUUAGAAAGAUUGAAAUAGAUAAUGGUGAUGAGUUAACUGCUGACUUUCUUUAUGAAGAGGUUCAUCCAAAACAACAUGCUUACAAACAGAGUUUUGCUAAACCAAAAGGGCCUGCAGGGAAGAGGGGAAUACGAAGACUGAUCAGAGGUCCAGCAGAGACUGAAACACCUAGUGAUUAGAAACUCUUGUUUGUAUGUGUUAUAAAGUAUUACAGUAAGGAACAAAAUUCCAGCAUUUGGUAAUGAACUGAAAUCAUUCCAUUCAUAGAUGCUA
Acanthisitta chloris (rifleman) is the source of this 1122-nucleotide messenger RNA. It is a transcript of the gene TWF1, whose product is annotated as twinfilin actin-binding protein 1. Gene Ontology annotation, biological process: barbed-end actin filament capping; actin filament depolymerization; positive regulation of neuron projection development. Gene Ontology annotation, molecular function: actin filament binding; actin monomer binding. The transcript has 8 exons. The annotation marks the transcript as partial. Gene Ontology annotation, cellular component: actin filament; myofibril; cytoplasm. NCBI's taxonomy places the organism in Eukaryota, Metazoa, Chordata, Aves, Passeriformes, Acanthisittidae. The record is from RefSeq and is a predicted model, not a curated record.